CAAGAAAAAAACCUAACAUAUUAUUUACAGCAUUAUUUUAUUCACGUGUUCUUCUUGUAUAUUUUAUUCUUAUUAUUUUUUGGCACCGCCACACACGAACAAUUACCAUAUAUGUUGUGUAUUUAUUUAUAAACCAAUUAACAUGCAUGUGUUUCAGAUCCAUGGUCUAUUUACAUAACCCUAUUAUGUAAAAUUAUAUAUAAUCCCUUCAUCAAGUCUUCGUUAGCCUCAAAUAUCAUAUCACCUUGUUGCUUUCUCAAAAAUAUUAAAAAUGGAUCAUCUGAUCUCUCCUCUUUCUCCAACAAAUAAGUGGUGGGCGGAAGGAACAACAGCUGUCGUGACCGGAGCAAACAAAGGUAUAGGUUUUGCGGUGGUGAAGAGGUUACUCCAGCUUGGUCUAACCGUCGUUUUAACCGCCCGAAACACCGUAAACGGAAGCCAAGCCACCGAUUCCCUCCGUCGCAUUGGCUUUCAAAACGUUCAUUUUUGCUCCCUCGACAUCUCCGAUCCUUCUUCCAUCGCCGCCUUCGUCUCCUGGUUCCAUCGCAACUUGGGAGUACUCGACAUUCUGGUGAACAAUGCGGGGGUUUCAUUUAACGCGGUCGGAGAGAAUUCAAUCAAACAGCCAGAGACCAUUAUCAAGACCAAUUUCUACGGUGCCAAGCUUUUAUCGGAGGCUCUUUUGCCCUUAUUCCGCCGUUCGGAAUCCGUUAGCCGCAUCCUUAACAUCAGUUCAAGGCUUGGCACAUUAAACAAACUGAGAAGCCCUAUUAUAAGACGAACACUAGAAAGUGAAGAUCUUACCGACGAACAAAUCGAUGCUACUGUGACCCAAUUUCUAGAGGAUGUGAUGAGCGGGACGUGGGAAAAGCAAGGAUGGCCGGAGAAAUGGCCGGGUUACGCCAUAUCAAAGAUGGCCUUAAACGCUUACUCUAGGGUUUUGGCUCGACGUUACGACGGCAAAAGACUAAGUGUGAAUUGUUUUUGCCCUGGUUUCACUCGUACGUCUAUGACCGGUGGUCAGGGGACUCACACGGCAGAUGAGGCUGCUGCUAUUGUCGCCAAGUUGGUGUUGCUUACUCCUGAGAAGCUGUCUUCCGGCAAGUUCUAUAUUUGCUUAGAGGAGCCUAAGAAAAUUAUUUCCAAGCUGUAACUCUCUUCUAUUAUAGCUUUCUUCACCUGCACGCUCGUAAUUAUUAGAUUACCAUUGGUUAAUGUCAAUUGCGAUAUAUGCAUAAUUAUAGCAAUAAGUAAAUUAAUGUUAAGAGACUA
Molecule: messenger RNA, 1272 nt
Organism: Camelina sativa (false flax)
Lineage: Eukaryota; Viridiplantae; Streptophyta; Magnoliopsida; Brassicales; Brassicaceae
Product: short-chain dehydrogenase/reductase 2
Cellular component (GO): membrane
Source: RefSeq, a predicted model, not a curated record